AGCUGGAGCAAAGAACAGGCUCCUCAGGAAGGAGAAGCUAAGCCCAGUUGGAAACUGGUGGAAAGAUGCUGCAGGUAUCCUGAGAAACCAGGAAAGCAGCAGAGGCUGGUGGAACGACUCCAGUCCCUGCAGGUGGAGACGGGGUCUGCUUGCAACAGAAGAGAAAGAGAGCAAGGAGGUGCGAUUUUCAUUCCCAUUGCAUCAGUUGCCCAUGGAAAAAUAGCCUGUCAGGCCAUCAUCUGGAAGACGUGGCAAGGGGCACCAUGAGCAGCAAUGAGAAGCAAAUGGACCCUGACUCAUCCCCUCUGCCUGAGCCACCAAAGAGGAAGAGGGGAAGACCAAAGAAGCAGCCACAGGAGCUUCUGGGACCUUUGCCCCUAAAGAAACCACGAGGAAGGCCAAAAGGAAGCAAAAAACUGAGUGCCAGUGGUGGGCAGACGGUAGAAUCUUCAGCUGAGAAAAGACCAAGAGGGAGACCCCGAAAGUGGCCUCAGCUACUGGUCCAGGAGAAAGAAACCCAGGAAGGAUAUCUCCAAGAGAGCAGUGACCUGAAUUCGAUUUCACCGCCUGCCACAGGAGGCGCUCCUGGAAAAGAUUCUCGUAGGACGGGCAGGACUACAGGCCUCAGGAGAUCUCUGAGCACCACCCCAGCUGCACCACAGUAGCACCCUGCCUGCUGAUGUCGUACUGAAGCCACAAGGAUUAGGAAAACCAACCAACCAACCAAUCUUAAUUUCACACUUAAAAUUCUCCCCCCACCAUAACUUUGGCAAAGCCUGAGCCCCUGCUGCCCUCCUGCUCACCCCAGACAGCAAUCUCUGGCAUGACAGCCAGAAAGCUGUAUUGCAGGGGUGGUCAACCUGAGCCUGAGAAGGAGCCAGAAUUUACCAAUGGAAAUUGCC
Molecule: messenger RNA, 902 nt
Organism: Malaclemys terrapin pileata
Lineage: Eukaryota; Metazoa; Chordata; Testudines; Emydidae
Product: high mobility group protein HMGI-C-like
Exons: 6
Coding region: 264-665 (133 amino acids)
Biological process (GO): regulation of DNA-templated transcription
Cellular component (GO): chromatin; nucleus
Molecular function (GO): transcription coregulator activity; DNA binding
Source: RefSeq, a predicted model, not a curated record